Molecule: messenger RNA, 3354 nt
Organism: Brachypodium distachyon (stiff brome)
Lineage: Eukaryota; Viridiplantae; Streptophyta; Magnoliopsida; Poales; Poaceae
Product: dynamin-2A
Exons: 22
Coding region: 167-2932 (921 amino acids)
Cellular component (GO): microtubule; membrane; cytoplasm
Molecular function (GO): GTPase activity; GTP binding; microtubule binding
Source: RefSeq, a predicted model, not a curated record
GUUCCCAGGCCCAGCUGACAGACAGCAGCCCCCCCUCCGCCUACGCGUCUCGCAUCCAAUUUCCUCGCAACAGCAGCAGCAGCGCAGCAGCAGUCCCACCCUUCUCCCAACCCCGACUCGAACUCCCCGAGAUCUCCCCGACCGCGGCCUCGAGAUCCCCGUGCCCAUGUCGUCGUCGGCGGCCAUGGAGGCCAUAGACGAGCUCGUGCAGCUCUCCGAGUCCAUGCGCCAGGCCGCCUCGCUCCUCGCCGACGACGACCCCUCCGACGACGCCGCCCCGCGCCGCCCUUCCACCUUCCUCAACGCCGUCGCGCUCGGCAACGUCGGGUCCGGCAAGUCGGCCGUGCUCAACAGCCUCAUCGGCCACCCCGUCCUGCCGACGGGGGAGAACGGGGCGACGCGGGCGCCCAUAGUCGUCGACCUGCAGAGGGAUCCGGGGCUCAGCACCAAGUCCAUCGUCAUCCAGAUCGACAGCAAGUCGCAGCAGGUGUCUGCAAGUGCGCUCCGGCACUCGCUGCAGGAUCGGCUUGGCAAGGCCGUGUCCUCCGGGAGAAGCCGGACGGAUGAGAUUUACCUCAAGCUGCGGACAAGCACAGCUCCUCCACUAAAAUUGAUUGAUUUGCCUGGCAUAGACCAACGAGUUAUUGAUGAUUCAACGAUUAAUGAGUUUGCUGGGCACAAUGAUGCAAUAUUGAUUGUUGUGAUACCAGCAAUGCAAGCCGCUGAAGUUGCAUCAUCUCGAGCUCUUAGACUAGCAAAGGAUAUAGAUCCAGAUGGAACCAGAACAAUAGGCGUCUUAAGUAAAAUCGAUCAAGCAGCAGCAGAUGCAAAAACAGUUGCAUGUGUUCAGGCAAUUUUGUCCAACAAGGGCCCACGAGCAGCAACUGAAAUUGAAUGGGUUGCUUUAAUAGGGCAAUCUGUCGCACUUGCAUCAGCUCAAUCUGGGUCAGUUGGGUCUGAGAAUUCACUGGAAACAGCUUGGCGUGCUGAGGCGGAAACCCUUAAAUCCAUACUAACCGGUGCUCCUCAGAGUAAGCUGGGUAGAAUUGCUCUUGUGGAUACUAUUGCUAAGCAGAUACGCAAUCGGAUGAAAGUGCGGUUACCUAGCCUGUUAUCUGGGCUUCAGGGCAAGUCUCAGAUAGUGAAAGACGAACUUGCAAGGCUGGGAGAACAGAAGGUAGAAAGCACGGAAGGAACCAGGGCUGUCGCCUUGGAGCUGUGCCGAGAAUUUGAAGAUAAGUUUCUCGCCCAUGUUACUUCUGGCGAGGGAUCUGGUUGGAAAAUUGUUGCAAGUUUUGAGGGCAAGUUUCCGGAUAGGAUCAAACAGCUUCCAUUGGACAGACAUUUUGAUCUGAGCAAUGUCAAACGGGUUGUCUUGGAAGCUGAUGGUUAUCAACCAUAUUUGAUUUCUCCAGAGAAAGGUUUAAAAUCAUUGAUUAAAGGAGUACUGGAAAUGGCAAAGGAGCCAUCACGACUAUGUGUUGAAGAGGUACACCGUGUAUUGUUAGACAUAGUAAAUGCUACAGCAAAUGGCACGCCAGGGCUUGGGAGAUAUCCUCCAUUCAAACGAGAGGUCAUUACAAUUGCAUCUAACGCAUUGGAUACUUUCAAAAAUGACGCGAAAAAGAUGGUCGUUGCGCUUGUUGAUAUGGAGCGUGCCUUUGUCCCCCCACAACACUUCAUCCGCCUAGUACAAAGAAGAAUGGAGAGGCAGCGUCGUGAGGAUGAGGUAAAAACUAGAUCAUCCAAAAAAGCGCAGGAUGCUGAGCAAUCCAUGAUGAACAAGGGUUCAAGCGCACAAACAGGAUCUGAAGCUGGUGGUAGCCUGAAAUCAUCAAAAGACAAAUCCAGUCAGCAAGAUAAAGAUUCAAAAGAGGGAUCUAAUUUGCAGGUUGCUGGGCCUGGUGGAGAAAUAACUGCAGGUUACCUUUUGAAGAAGAGUGCAAAAAACAAUGAAUGGAGCAAAAGGUGGUUUGUCCUAAACGAGAAGAGUGGAAAGCUUGGAUACACCAAGAAACAAGAGGAGAGACAUUUUCGAGGCGUCAUUGUCCUAGAGGAAUGUAACCUGGAAGAGAUAGAGGAGGAAGAGCUUUCUAAGAGUUCUAAGGAUUCAAAGAAGGCCAAUGGGUCGGAGAAAGGCCCGAGUCUUGUAUUUAAGAUUACUAACAGGGUUGCCUACAAAACUGUGCUAAAAGCUCAUAGUGCCGUUAUAUUGAAGGCUGAGAAUAUGGCUGACAAGAUUGAGUGGAUGAAGAAGAUAAGAGGUAUUAUUCAGAGCAAAGGUGGGUCUGUCAAGGGUCCAAAUGCUCCCGAGGGUGGUUCCAUGAGACAAAGCCAUUCAGAUGGGUCCCUUGAUACGAUGGCCCGGAGGCCUGCUGACCCUGAAGAAGAACUCCGAUGGAUGUCUCAAGAAGUUCGUGGUUAUGUUGAGGCUGUUUUGAACAGUUUGGCAGCAAAUGUUCCUAAGGCUAUUGUGCUUUGCCAAGUGGAGAAAGCAAAGGAAGAUAUGCUAAACCAGCUGUACAGCUCAAUAAGUUCGCAAAGCAAUGCAAAGAUUGAAGAACUUCUCCAAGAGGACCACAAUGCUAAACGUAGACGAGAAAAGGCCCAAAAGCAGUCAUCACUUUUGUCAAAGCUGACUCGUCAGCUCAGCAUCCAUGAUAACAGAGCUGCUGUUGCAUCAUAUUCCAGCGAUAAUUCUGGAACUGAGAGUAGCCCACAGAGCCCUAGUCAUGCAGGUGAGGACUGGAGGUCUGCCUUUGAUUCAGCAGCAAACGGCUCUGCUGACCGAUCAAGUUCACACAAUGAGUCAAGAUCAAGAAGUGCUGACAGUCGCAGUCGGCGCUAUGAGAAUGGGGAUGCAAAUGGUGCUAAUUCUGGCAGCCGCCGCACACCAAAUCGGUUGCCACCGGCACCACCUGGGCAGAGAUAACAAGAAUGGUAAAUAUAUGUCGGCCGUCAUCUGUCAACAUCAUAUUUUCGUGGCAGGCUCUCAUUCCCGACUGAUAUUGGUCGAAGAAAACACAUGGGAUUGAAGAAUGGAGAGUUGGCAAGAGGUUGCGUGAAUGAUGUGUAUCCAGAGAACCUCAGUUGUUUAUAGAAAUAUGUAGGUUAUGGUGGUUAUUUCACGAUCAUUUUGCCACAUUGAUCUGUCUGAUGUUCUCUCGGCCUGUGAGAUUUUGUGGCCACAGAUCAGUUGAUCUUGGUUUUGUACUAUGUUGUAACUUGUCCAUCAUACUGGCAUGUAUUUUUAUUACACAGUGGUGUAUUAUUUCUUCCAUUCUUUUUUACCUCACCAGAGUUGUAUUCGAUAUUUGAGGCAAUAUAUGUUCAAACUAUGCAACUCUUUGAUCU